UGUUGACAAUUAACAUUUCCAAAUUUUGAGGCUGUAUUUACGUAAGAGAGAUAUAUAUGAUACUUAUUAUAAGUUUAAUAUCGUGAUCAUCUUUGGAGUGAAAAUGGGGUUUUUAAGCAAUUAAAAACUGUGACGUUCCAGCCCAUAGGAGAAGGACAUCUUCGGACAAUUGUGGUUAACCUGUAUUGUCUAAAAUGGCCUCCUUCUAUUGGUUAGCUUCUGGUGGCUCAGCGGCAAGUCUGAGGGCGAGUGAGUUGCAUGGUUGCGAUUUUGGUCGUGAGACCUGGGGUGGUCAGUUGAGGGAUAAUAUAGCUAAAGGUGGAAUUUAAAUACUCGCGGUGAGAAGAGCACAGAGAGCCCACUGUGAAGCUUUGCACAUUUCUACCAUAAAGCUGACCAAAUUAAAAAAUCCAAUGAGGGUCCUCAUUUCUUAAUAUUCCACAGUUUUGUUGGGAGUAAAGAAUUUACCUUCUUCCCUGAAACAUUAUCUCGUGUAAAAAUUAUGUGAAUUGGUCUUUAUCAUAUUUAAUCAACGAAAUUUCGAGGCAACUGUACAUAUUAUUGACUACUUCAUGCUCAAGGCUGCAUAUUUAUCUCAAGCGAUAGUGUCACGUAUAUUGAGGUCUGCUGGAUCUCGUGCCACCUGCCAUGCCUCGUGCGAAUCAUGUGCCUGGUCCUCUUCUCUCGAAAAUGAGAUAACCGCCGCGUCAUAGGGCAGCUGUGAGGGCGCAUCAGUGACAGCUGACUGGCGACCGUGAAAUCAGAAUGUCAAGAUCCAUUUGGCAGUGAAGCCUAGCUUUAAAAAAAUAAUAAUAAUAGAUCUGGAAUAAUGAUUUACUUUUUAAGAUUGAGUUCUGGUUAUCGUUGCAUUUUCGUAACCAAGUUACCUAUAACUACCACAUGGCCCAAAGACUCCCUCCUUGACCAUGCACGUCCGUCCCAAAUCUAAUGUUCAGGCUAUGGCUGCUGUCUCAUCCUUUCAUCCCGGUCAACAUAGUAACAUGAUUGGCCACUUGAGUGGAAGUAAUAAUUCUGCACUGAACGCCACGAGGACUUCCAGUUUUGCCGCAGCUCUUCGUAAACUAGCAAAGCAAGCCGUGGAUCCAGUAUUGGAAAAAGAUCUCGUAUCCAAUACUCCUGCUUCAUCCCCUGCUGUAGUCUCAACAUCAGGGACACCAAAACAUAUGUUUACAGCACCAUACCUCUCCAGUAAUGGUCCAACGACAUCUACUGCUCCAUCUCCAGCAAUCACUAUCUCUCAUACUCCUAGUCAGUUAGCCCUGUCUUUAGAGACUAGAAAUAGGGCUGAUGUGUCAAGAUUGGGUUAUCUUGUUGUGGACAGCAAAGUUGCUCAAAGUGAGAAGAGAUACGAUUCUUACCUUAGGUCCAAGGAUCAUCAGGUCGUAUCUCACCUCAGGUCAGAAUCAGUCGGUAAUCCUCCAGAUGCUGGUCGUCCAUCCAUCAGUGGCUUUCAACCCUAUAGAAGUGUCAGUGACGUUUCCCAUUCUCACCCUUCUCUGUACGAUCAUCAUCAUCUACCUUUACUCCCAGCACCUUAUCCAUAUCAUACACCAUUUUUACCUCCGAGUCAUUUUCCUCACGUGGCUUAUGGACUUAAAGAUUCAUCUUACCUCGAUCACUGUGGCAUCGUGAGAUCUCCCAUGUGGUCAUUUCUCCCAGCUCCUGGUAUGGUUUCCAGAACUAACAUGCCUUUCGUUCCUGACAGACCCUAUCCAUCAGAGAUUCUAGGGCAUUCCUUAGGACUUGUUUCUCCUGGUGUCUCUGUCCUCAACCAUGAAAGUUUCAGAGUUCUUCAAGAAGAACGGUUACAGGAAAGGGAAAGAGAAUUAGUACAAGAAAAAAAAUGGGAUCAGGAGAGAGACCAAAUAAGGGACCAAGACAUAAUACAGAGUCAAGAAGUUACUGAAAGUACAGAAGAAAGGAGUUCUACUUCACGUAGCCCAUUGAUAUCUUCUAAAAAUGAGCCAGUGGGAACGUAUCGUUCAUUCACUCAGGGAACACCUCGUGACUUAGUCAUUAAAUGGCCACCUCAGGAAACCGUCACAUCCUCAACUCCUUUGAACUUGACAACAUACUCUACAGGGUUAAAGGAACACAAAGAAAUGGCAACAUAUCCUGAACGAGACAUGCCUGAAGGGUUAGGUUAUAAGCACCCAUUGUUGCUCAACCAGGACAUUGAAAGAAAUUUGCCACUUCCCUGUAGUCAAGCUACUAAAGAAAUUGACAAAUACUUCAGAAAGAAGGCUGAAAAGUCCAUAGCUAAAUCUUUGAUCGAGGUACAAGAUUCACGGUCUUCAGGAAGCACACGGCUGCAGAAGAAACUACAAAACACCAUAACUGACACUCGUAGUAGUAAUAAUACUAUUUAUGAUUACUGUACUAAAAAUAUUGCUGGUCGGAAUGGAACCAAGAAAGGAACAUGCAUUAAUGGAGAUUUAAAAGACCCUCAUGAUACAAUGAGAGAUUUAUUACCUGGAAAGCCUAAACACAUACUUUGGAAUAAAGUUGAUAUAAAUUAUACAUUAUCAGAAGAUGAUAAAAGAUGUAUUGACUUGAAAACAUGUUCAGAGCCAAAUAAAACACCUAGUGGCCUAAAACUACUGAAUACAUGUAAUUACAACUACCACUUUACUCCCACUCACCCAUCUCGAGUUACUGUCAAUUCAGAGAAGAAGGAAGUGUGUGGAGUCAUCAUUGAGAAUGGCAAUAGUCCUCGUCAAUCGAUGUCUGCACAUGAUCGAAAUGAUACAAGAGACACAGUCUGUAAUCUUCCCCCCAGAGUUGUGAGUAAGCUGGACAUGGAAGAAACGAAGUUGAAGAAAGUUAGACUCGAUGGCACUUAUCAGAGUGACAUUAAUGAUUCUGAUGUGGAAGAAGGUUAUCUUUUCUUGAUUAAAAGUGGCCCCCCUUUAAAGCUAGACCUAAAUCCUAAAAAAUUACAAUUCCUAAAGGUACUAGGUUUGACAACGCAUCAGAAAAGAAGAGAGAGAGACCUAGAAAAAUUACUGAAACGUAGUAAGAUUUUUCACCAGAAGAUUGUCACCCCAUUAUUGCUGGAAUCUCAAGUCCCUACUUCUGGUCUUAAUGAAGUUGGGACAAGUGUCAAACCAGAUGACUUGCGUAAAGAAGAGACUUAUCCUCAGAAAGCAGAAUUUUUAACUUUCUUCAGACUUCUGCCAACAACUUCGCAGAAAGUAGAUGAAGUGGAGAAGACCUGGAGGAUGGUUAAAAGUGAGAGAGAAAAAAGGAAACGAAAGUACUGGGAACGAGGGGAAAAGAAAAGAUGCGUAUCAACAGUUAGUUCUCAGAAGGAGGAAGGAAGAGUUGGAUCAAUAAAACUAGGAUAUAGAGAUAAAAAUGAGACAACAAAUCUAACCUUUGAGCUUGAAGGACCUUUUCCAUCUAUAAAAAAACCUGGUAAUGUUCACCUUCCUGUUAAUACCCUCUCCCAGAACAGAUCUUCAGCUGGCACGCUGGACAACUCAUCAGAGGAAGAAGCUACCCUCAAAGUAUGUCGCACACGACUUUGCCCAUUGAGUCAUAAAGAUCGGCCUGCAGAAUCACCUAGUACGUCGGGGUUAAACACUUCAGUGUCAUUGACACACAACCCUGAAGAUAGCAAGCUUGUGGAAAUGGACUUUGUGACACACAACCCUGAAGAUAGCAAGCUUGUGGAAAUGGACUUUGUGACACACAACCCUGAAGAUAGCAAGCUUGUAGAGAUGGACUUUGUGACACACAACCUGAGGGGUUGCAAUCACGUGGAAAUGAACUUUGUACAACAAUUCCAUAAGUCUGUACUUCAUGCUACUAAGCUGCAGUUGGCAGACCAAAAACAGCUCCAUUACACUGAGGAGAGUAAAAGGUUAAAGAAGAAUCCAGUUGUUACUUUAAGUACCGCUACAGAUAAUGUAGAAAAUUCAGGGAGAUUAGAAAGGACCGAAAUGAGACGUAAGAAAAACGACUCGUGGCCUGGAGUUGAAGCUAUAUUAGAAGCCUAUGAACAUCAUUUAGCAGAACAAAAGUCAGAAAAAGAGUUUCUGACUGAAAGAUGUCAAGAGCUAAGCCUUAGAAACCAGGAGUUCAACUCUCAAGUGGAGAGAAUGCAUCAGCAAUUAAAAGAACUUCUCUCACUAAAGCACCAUCUCCAGGAAGACAGACAGCAUUACCAAAACACCGUAGACAAACUUAAAAAGUGCCUUCACCAGCUGAGGUGAAAUUGUUUGGAAUUGAUGACCUUUAGCUCUUCUGGGCUUCUGCUCAUGGUUCUGAUGUAAUACAUUUCCAUUCUUUGGGACCACUUUUGUUAAACUGAGAUGUGACGAAUGGAGCCAUAUUGUGUUGUUUUUUCUAUGACGGUGUUUACUUAUGUGGUUUCUUUGGAUAUCCCUGCUCUAUGAAGUUCAACUUUUAACUUAAAGUAUUAAUGUGAAUAUAUAAAUAAAAGAAUGUUAUUUAAAGCUUCAGAAGAAUUAACUUGCAUAGGAGGAUCAACUAUUUAUCAGAAGAGCCAUGUGACAAACAGUCUACACAAACAGAUUUUUGAUAACAGUCAAUUUCCAUGUAGCCUGCACCUAGUCUAGCCACAAACUGUGUGUUCAUCUCAGUAUCAUGUUAAAUUAUACAUUAUGUUUUUGCUCCAUUAAUUGUCGUCCAGUUUUCGUGUAAUUAUUUCAGAAUUACAAAAAUAUGUAUAACUUCAUUAUAUUUGAUU
Limulus polyphemus (Atlantic horseshoe crab) is the source of this 4735-nucleotide messenger RNA. RefSeq names its product genetic suppressor element 1-like. The record is from RefSeq and is a predicted model, not a curated record. The coding region runs from base 927 to 4238 and encodes 1103 amino acids. NCBI's taxonomy places the organism in Eukaryota, Metazoa, Arthropoda, Merostomata, Xiphosura, Limulidae. The transcript has 17 exons.